AUGGAACCGGUAAAAUUCCUUGUCAGCUCUUCGCAAGUAGAUGAAAGUGUCGGUUUUGGAGCCGUCAAGAAGCGACGGAUGUCGCAACCGAGGGCGAUGGCACCACAGAUAUCUCUGCCAAAGAGAGAAGCUCGAGCCUUGAGGCGAUCUCUCGCAAAUACAACACCCCAGAGCGCUCACCCUCAGCUCCAGUCUCCGUUGUUCGCAGUCCUCCCGAGCGAAGUGCGCAAUCUUAUAUUCGAGUACGCCAUCUGCCAAAGGAUUGAUCCCGAUCCUCAUGAAUCGCCUCCUGAAACUCAAAUUGCCCGUUCACGACCUCACCAUGAAAGACAUCCAGUGACACACACAGCGCUUUUACGCACAUGUCGCCUUGUCUACACUGAGACACGUACGAUACCUCUGCGGAGCGCAACACAUCAUGUUUACGGGGAUCAGGCAUUAAGCUACAAUUCUAACGAGUGGGACCACUUUCUGUUCCACAUGUCCAGACAGUCAGGAGAGUGCCUGCAUCAUCUCCACUCGACCAAUUGGUGGCUUCCCGACUUUACGAAGCACCUACAACCUCAUCUGCAGUGGAGGAAAAUCACAUGGACAAUCCUCUCAUCCAGCUGGGAUUUUACGAAUGAGUGGGAAACCCCUAAAUUCAGCUACGCUGAGAAGAUAUCAACCAAGCUCAACGAGAUCUUAUUCCCAGAUACCUGCCGCGAAGUGAAUCUGGAGCUCGAAGUGCUGAGGAAGAACCCGACACAUCGAAGAAAAUUGCGAGCCAUAUCUGAUCAGUUCCGAGAGAUCCAUCUUACUCGGCGGGAUGGGUCGAAAAUUGAGCUGGACGAGACUUACUCCAUGGAAUACACAUGGGAGGGCAAGACCUGGCAACCCGGGGACUGGGAACACGGCCAUGGAGGCUACGUGAGCGCUACGUAUCAUACGAUCCGCCUUUGCUGGCGGGCACGGGAGCCCGAAAGGGAAUACAUGCACUACGAUUACUGGGACUGUUUGCGAAGUCAGAAGAUCAAGAGGAUACCUUCUGGGUAUAGUUCUGAAAAGGAAGAGGAUGCAUGA
Paraphaeosphaeria sporulosa is the source of this 1062-nucleotide messenger RNA. RefSeq lists its product as uncharacterized. NCBI's taxonomy places the organism in Eukaryota, Fungi, Ascomycota, Dothideomycetes, Pleosporales, Didymosphaeriaceae. The transcript is spliced from 3 exons. The record is from RefSeq and is a predicted model, not a curated record. The coding region runs from base 1 to 1062 and encodes 353 amino acids.